UUAUAUCGAACAGAGCAGCAGUGACGACGAGACGAAUUUUAACGUCCGUGUCCGUGUGUGUGUGCUUGGUGCUUUUUGUUAGUAUCUCUCGCGGCGCACAAAGCAUAAAAAAGCAGUCAAACAAAUAAAUAGUUAUAAAACAAAAUUGAAAUAAAUGCAACAACUAUAUGAACAGUUAAAGAGGCUAAAAGAAAUAUACACACACACACACACACACGUAAGCCCAGUUCGGUGUGCGCUUAGUAGUUGUUGCUGUUAUUGUUAUUGCUGGCUCAGUGGUGUUUGUUCCACAUUUUAUCGAUCACUCACAUACACACACACACACACAGCGAGAAGCAGAAGCUUACUGUUGCUGUUAUAUUUGCUGCUGAUGCAAAAUAAAUUUAUAAUCAAAUUUCAUUACUUUAUACAAAUUAUACAAUUGCAUUGCCAACAAGCGAGUACGUACAGCACCCCCAAAUAGCAGAGGCAGCGGCAGCGGCAACAGCAGCGCCAACAGCAGAGCAAAAACUCAGCAUGUAUUAGCCGCAAAGUAAAGCAAAGUCAAAAAUAAAAUAUAAAGAAAAGCAAUUGUGGAAAGUCAAAGGCAAAUACAAAGUUCAACAGCAGCAGCAGCAGCAGCAACAACACCACACACAUACAUCCAUACUUAUUGUUUUGUUUUGGUCAGUCAGCUGUGGCAAGUGUAUGCAAGUAAUAAAUGCGCAACAACAAAACGUGACAAAUAGUUAAACAUUUUACAAAUUCUUAUAACCGCACGAAAAAGCUAAAUAAAAAUUAUAAUAAACAUGCUUGGAUUGCAGUGCAAUAUAACGCUCGCGCAUUUGCACUCUCUUUUUCUCGCACGCUAGUUGUCGAUAAUGCAUAAGAACUUUAAGCAGCAACAAAAUAUUUAACAACAACAAGCAACACACGCACAUACAAAGCGCAUAACGUAUUAUACAUACAUACGUAUGUAUAUUCUAUAUAACGGCGGCUGUCAGUACCAGAGAGUGCGCGCGUAACAAAAUAUAAAAACUUUAAGAGUGUGACAAAGCUACAAUAAGAACUUUGCUUAGUGGGAGUGUGUUAAGAGAGAGAGAGAAAGAGUAUUAAAUUUGCUGAGCGCGCGCAAAGGCAAAGAUAAAAAACACAGUAGCAACAAGAACAGCAGUGGCAGCGGCAGGCGCGGCAGCAGCGCAGUCAACGUCAACAGCGGUCGUGCUAAGGCUCGCCAUAACUGAAAAUAACGUAGAGCGCGACACUUGGGCCACGCGAAUCGCAGACUAAACGACGACGUGCGUCUGUCUGUCUGACUCUCUAUAUAACUCACAUUAUCCAAAAGAAGCGUGGUUGACGGUGUGAGUGCGUGUGCGUGUGCCUGCAUGUGUGUAUGCGUGUGCAGUGCGCGGGAUGUGCAAGUGAAAUAAAACGAAAUUAAAAGUAUAAAGUGCACUAGCAAAGCAAGCAAAUUAACGGCAAAUCUCUGCAUACUACAGUCAACACACAAUAAUGGUGGACACUAAUAGUAAUGGAACGACAGCAGCAGCAGCUGCUGGCAAUUCGGCGGCACGCCUGCGCAAAUUUGAGCGCACCGACAGCGAAUUGGCCUGUGAGGAGGCAGCGCGUCUUACGGCCGAACAAAAUGAAGAUGACAACGAAGAUGAGCAGGACGAUGAGGAGGGCGAGGAUGAUGAUGAUGAGGUUAGCGUAUAUGGCGAAUUACCGCCACCGCCGGACGGUGGCUACGGCUGGGUCAUCUGCUUCGCUAGCUUCAUGUGCAACAUGAUUGUGGACGGCAUCGCCUACACCUUUGGCAUAUUUCUCGAGGCAUUUGUGGACUACUUUCACGAAGGCAAAGGCACUGUCGCUUGGGUGGGCAGUCUUCUGUCCGGCGUCUAUCUCAGCGCCGGACCCAUUGUCUCCGCCCUGGCCAAUAGAUAUGGCUGUCGCGCUGUCUGCAUUGCUGGCAGCAUUAUCGCCUGCAUUGCCUUUGUGCUGAGCACAUUCAGCGGCACGGUUAGCAUGCUUAUGGCCACAUAUGGCUUCAUGGGCGGCUUUGGCUUUGGCAUGAUCUAUUUGCCGGCCGUGGUAGCUGUGGGCUAUUACUUUGAGACCAAACGUUCGCUGGCCACGGGCAUCGCCGUCUGCGGUUCCGGAUUUGGCACGUUUGCCUUCGCGCCGCUGGCCACGUAUCUGCUGGAGGAGUAUGGCUGGAAAAAUGCACUGCUAAUCUUCGCAGGUCUUAUACUCAACUGCGCUAUAUUUGGCGCUAUGAUGCGUCCAUUGACGUACCCCAAGAAGAAGAAGGUCAAGCCGCUGAUGCAGCGCAUGUAUGAGGAGAAACAGAUGCAGCUGGAGCGCGGCUCGUUUGCGGGCUCCCAUUUUAUGGUACAGCUGCCCGAUGGCACUAUGGAGCGCAAGCUCAAAAUGCCGCUCAAUGCAGAUCCAGGCGUGCACUCGAGUCUCAACCUGGAGCUGCUGGCUCAACAGUCCGGUGGUCUACAUCCAGUCUCCACGCUCCCCACCAUUACCGAGUCCAAGGUGGUCGAGCUCAAUGCUCAAACGAAAGCACAGCCGCCCAAUGGUAAUAACGAUAGCAAUGGUCAGCUGUCCACACGCUCAGGACGCCGCUCGCAGCGCAACUCGGAGACGGAGCAUAGUCCUUAUCAGUCGCAGGAUGCCAUGAUACGAAAUGCUUCGCAGCCCGCCUUCCUGGCCGCCGAUCAUCAGAGUCUUCCCAAAAACGGUUCCGUGCCGUCCUUCAGUCGCGUGCGAAAGACCAGCGCCAGUGAGCGGUAUCAACCUUCAUUGGCAGCUAUACGGGCAUCUUCGCGAGGUGACCUCGAAGCAGGCGGUGCCGGUACUGGCUCCAAGCUGUCGCUGUCACAGCGUCAAGGAAGCUCCAGCGGCAGCGGUGGACGUAUGGUGCGUCCCAUGUCACGCAAGGAUAUAUUCUACUCCGGUUCGGUUACCAAUUUGCCGCAGUAUCAGUCCCAGAAAUCGCUAACAAACUAUCGCAACUCGGUGUUGUCGCUCACCAAGUAUGAGAAGAGCAUGCAAAGCAUGCGUCUGGAUCCGCUGGCUGAGGCGGAGAAGCAUCGUGAGGAAUAUGAUUUAUGUCCGUGCCUGUGCAUACCCGACUCCGUCAAGUCUGUGGUCAACACCAUGCUGGAUGUAAGCCUGCUCAGGGAUCCCGUCUUUAUGCUCAUGGGCGUGUCCAACAUCUUCGGCAUGGCUGGACUCUAUGUACCCUUCGUCUAUCUGGUGGAUGCGGCCAAGGAGCAUGGCAUUGCCAAGAAUGAUGCGGCCAUGCUGCUGUCGGUCAUUGGCAUCACCAACACCGUGGGUCGUGUGGUCUGCGGGUGGGUGGCUGAUUUGCCACAAGUCAAUUCACUGCUGCUCAACAACAUCUGCUUGCUGAUCUCGACGGUGGCGGUAACAUUGACGCCACUGUGCUAUAGCUAUAGCGCCUAUAUAGCAAUGUCGAUUGCCUUUGGUAUUGCCAUCUCCGGUUACAUUUCGCUAACGUCAAUUAUACUCGUCGACCUGCUUGGCCUGGACAAGCUAACCAAUGCAUUUGGUCUGCUCAUCCUGUUCAGAGGCUUUGCCGCAUUGCUGGGCACACCGCUGGCGGGCGCCAUCUAUGAUAUAACGCAUACAUUUGAUUUGCCCUUCUAUAUGGCAGGUGGCAUGUUUGCAGUGGCCACUGUAACCAGCUUUAUGGCGCCCUACAUGAAGCGCUUCGGCAGCAACAAUGAUACUCCUGUGCACGCCGAGACGCUAACGCCCAUCGACGAGGAGCAGGGCGAGGAUGCCGAAGAGGAGGAGGAGGAGGAUCAACCCAUCACCAUUGUGCCGAAGAUUAUUAAAACGCUGCCCAGUCCACAAAAUGAGCAGGCAAUGCAUCAGUUUCCAGCCGCAAACGAAAAAUCACAAACCUCGGAAUCAAAGCUCUAAUCAACAAGAAUUUACACAAACAACAAAUUGAAUAAAAAACAAAAAGAAACUUAAGUAGAGACAGAGAGCAGAGAGUCAUGUCAGGGGCCUGAGGAGUUGGAGCUGAAGCUGAUCACAGCUAAUUUAGGGUAUAAAGAGCGCAUUAUUUUUCUAGCAACUUAUACAAAGCAAAAACAAAAACCAAAAUUAUGUACGAAAAUUGUAAGAGCUAAGAGCGAGGCGAGGGGGCAGGGCCCAAGCUUUUCCAGGCGGCAGCAACAGCAGCAGUUGAAGAGCACUAAACCACAAAAAUGAAAACUAUAUACAAAGCGCAUACAUAUAUUAUUAUAUAAAAUAAUACCAAUGCCGAAACUAUGCCUAAGCUAUAACUAAAUAUACACAAAAAGAAAUAAAUUUACAUAUAUAUAUAUUAAAGAUUUUGCGUCGAAAGAAAACUAAGUAAGCUUGGCUUAGCUUUGAUAAGAUUAAAAAACACAAAUAAUAUUAUGUAAAGAUAAAUUACACGCUCAUAAAAUAACAAUUACUGAUUGAUUAUAGUUUCCAAUUGUUACAACAGCAACAAACAACUUAAAGAUUGUAAAAUAAUUUCAUUUUAUGAUUUGGCUUGUUUGUCAAAAAAACAG
This is a messenger RNA of Drosophila busckii, 4562 nucleotides long. RefSeq names its product monocarboxylate transporter 12. The record is from RefSeq and is a predicted model, not a curated record. The coding region runs from base 1492 to 3939 and encodes 815 amino acids. Gene Ontology annotation, molecular function: monocarboxylic acid transmembrane transporter activity. Lineage: Eukaryota; Metazoa; Arthropoda; Insecta; Diptera; Drosophilidae. Gene Ontology annotation, biological process: transmembrane transport; monocarboxylic acid transport. The transcript has a single exon.